AAGACAGCUGAUAAGAGCUCUGCUAUUCACUGAGUUGGACUUUUUCACCCACAUAUAUGAAACAAAUUCAUUUAUCCAGAAGAUAGAGCGGACACAAUGGGUGACCUAUGGCUGAAAGGUUCCUGCCUUUUUGUGGCAUUGGUUUUCAUAAAUCAAACCAAGGGGAGUCCUGGAGACGGCAGAAAAGUCUGGGAAAGAAACGAUCUGCUGAGUCCACUGAAUGAAUCCCAGCUGUUUACCUAUGGAACUUUCCCCACAAACUUUCUCUGGGGUGUAGGAAGUUCAUCUCUUCAGGUGGAAGAUGAUGACCUCUCCAGCAGAGGUCCUUCUGUGUGGGACCAGUUUAUGAGAUUGCACCAGACUUGGCAUUCUCACACCAAACAUGGGCAGCCCAGCAGCUUCAUGCAAAACGAGAUACCAGCCCUAGAGUUUUUGGGUGUGAAUGUUUAUCACUUUUCCAUUUCAUGGCCCAGGUUAUUUUCUACCGGGGCAAUGCAGUUCCAUAGUGAAUCAGGAGUGCAGUACUACAAUGAUCUGAUAAACUUGCUGGUCAGCAGAAACCUACAGCCUGUGGUCACUCUCUACCACUGGGAUCUGCCAGUGCCUAUACAGGAAAAGUACGGGGGCUGGGCAAACCAGAGUGUAACCCAGCUCUUUAAUGAGUAUGCUACCUUUUGCUUCAAGGAGUUUGGGGACCGUGUGAAGUAUUGGAUCACCAUGCACAACCCUUACCUGGUAGCUUGGCAUGGCUAUGGCACAGGGUUGCAUGCACCCUGGGAGAAAGGAGACCAGGCACGUGUGAUUGCUGUGGCACAUAAUCUCAUCAAGGCCCAUGCUACGGUUUGGCACACCUACAAUGCACUCUUCCGCAAGUCUCAGAAAGGACUUGUGUCUGUGACAUUGGGAUCUCACUGGAUAGAACCAGAAAAGGGAAAUUAUAGCCCUUUAGCAAUAGACAUGUGUCAAGAAUCCAUGGAAACUGUUCUUGGACUAUUUGCAAAGCCCAUUUACAAAGAUGGAGAUUACCCAGAAAUCCUUAAAAGAAAAUACAGCUCCAUAUUAACCAACUUCACAGAGGCUGAUAAAACUUUUAUCAAAGGGACAGCUGACUUCUUUGCAUUCUCAUUUGGCCCAAAUAAUUUUAGACAUUUAAUUAAUGCCACAAAACUGGGCCGAGCUCUGAUACACCUGAGGGGGGCACUGAACUGGAUAAAGCUGGAAUAUAACAAUCCAAAAAUACUUAUAACAGAAAAUGGCUGGUUCUCAAACAGCAACAUACAAAUGGAAGAUACUACAACUAUAUACAUCAUGAAGAAAUUUAUCAAUGAAGUCCUACGAGCUAUUAAAUAUGAUGGUAUUGAUGUUUUUGGUUACACUGCAUGGUCUCUAAUGGAUGGCUUUGAAUGGCAAGAUGCCUAUAAAAUACGACGUGGAUUAUUUUAUGUUGAUUUCAACAGUAAAACUAAAAAAGUAAUGCCCAAGUCAUCUGCAUUUUACUAUAAGCAGAUUGUACAGCAGAAUGGCUUUCCCAUGGUAGACUCCAGCUCAUCAGCUAAUGGGCAGUUCCCUUGUGACUUCUCCUGGGGUAUAACGGAUUCUGUUCUUAAGCCAGAACUUAUUCCUUCAUCUCCUCAGUUCACUGAUCGACGGCUAUAUGUAUGGAAUGUCACUGGAGAUGGCAUUUUACAUCCAGUAAAAGGCAUCAAUUUGAAGACCCGUCCAUUUCAAUGCACAGAUUUUAUCAGCAUCAAGAAACAGCUUUCACUGUUAUCAAGAAUGAAAGUUACAAAUUAUAGAUUUGCCCUCAACUGGUCUUUAAUUCUACCAAAUGGCGAUUUGUCUGUUGUUAACCGGGAAGUCCUGAGGUAUUAUCGCUGCAUGAUAGAGGAGGCAUCCAAUAUUGGAAUAAAGUCGAUGGUCACCCUUUAUUACCCAACACAUGGCUCCUUAAGUCUUCCAGGACUUUCGGUACAAAAUGGAGGAUGGUUAAAUAGAACUAUUACACAGGCUUUCUAUGACUAUGCAAACUUGUGUUUUCAGGAGUUGGGUGACUUAGUAAAGCAGUGGAUUACCAUAAAUGAACCCAACAGGCUAAGUCAGUAUUACAAUAAAAGCAGUAAUAGUUCUUACCAGGCAGUGCACAAUGCGCUUUUAGCUCAUGCUAUGGCUUGGCAGGUCUAUGACAAGAUAUACAGACCUAUUCAACAUGGCCUUGUGUCAUUGGCUCUGCAUACAGACUGGGCCGAGCCUGCUAAUCCCUUCGUCAAAUCUCAUUCUGAAGCUGCGGAGAGAUUCCUUCAGUUCGACAUUGCUUGGCUGGCAGAGCCAAUUUUUGGUUCUGGUGACUAUCCAACUCAUAUGAAGCAGUACAUUGCCUCCAAGAAACAAAGGGGAAUGUCCAAUUCAGUUUUGCCCCAUUUCACAGAAGAAGAAAAGAGUUUGGUAAAAGGAGCAGCUGACUUCUUAGCUCUGAAUCAUUUCACAACAAGGCUUGUUAUUCAUGAGACUAAAAAUGGAAGCAGAUAUGAUUCUGACAGGGACAUACAUUUUCUCUCUGAUCCAACAUGUCUGAGCUCAGCAGGCGGUCUGGCUGUAAUGCCUAGUGGUAUACGGAAGCUUUUAAACUGGAUAAAGCAGCACUACGGUGACAUCUCUAUUUAUAUUACUGCCAAUGGUAUAGAUGACAAAUCUUCUAGCAAUGACGAACUUCGGAUAUUUUACCUACAACAAUACAGUCAACAGAUACUACAAGCAUACCAAGAAGAUAAAAUUAAUGUCAAAGGUUACUAUGCAUUUAAAUUGACUGACAGAACGAAACCACUGUAUGGCUUCUUCAGCUCUGCAAUAUACAACCUUAAAGCUAAGGCCUCAGUAGAUGCCUACAGCACCAUAAUCAACAUGAACGGCUUCCCAAAGGACCAUUCAAGAAACCAAUGUAGUACGACAAGUGAGGAUAAAGAAUGUUCCUUGUGUACGUUCCUAGAGCAAAGGAAACCGCUAAUAUUUUUUGGCUUUUGCCUUUUUACCAUUGCUGUCCUUCUUUUAACCUUCACCAUUAUUCGUAAAUACAAAAAGAAAAGGAGGAAACUACAUUCUGAGAAAAAUAAGCGGACUGUUUGCUUUCUGUUUAAAAAGGAGGAUGGAUUCAGUCACUGCUGAGGCCUAUUGAGUAACUUUAGAGACUCCACUUAAGUUUGUGGAUUCACUCCAUUUUUUUUCUUUGAACACCAUGAACUUAUAAACAUUUUUCCAUGCAUUACCAAGCAAGUUUACAAGACUCAGUAUAGUGACAAAGCAAUUUUGCUGAGAUAUGGUAGAUGUAUGUGAAAACUGCUUUUCUCAUAAGAAAAAGCUUAAAUAGAAUUUAAUUUAUAUAUUAAAAAUAUAUAAUAUUAUAUCAUUAUUUAAAAUAUGUGUAACUAACUACCAUGCUAUUUGGUUGACCCAGGUUUUUUUUUUUAUUAUUAUUUUGAUUUAUUCUUCCUUUCUGCCCAUGGGUCCCACAUGGUAAAAAAAUUAUGACAACAAAUGUGAUAAAUAAAGAGACUACAGAAGCUCUUUUAAAAUGUGUCUUGUAUAU
Molecule: messenger RNA, 3580 nt
Organism: Bombina bombina (fire-bellied toad)
Lineage: Eukaryota; Metazoa; Chordata; Amphibia; Anura; Bombinatoridae
Gene: KLB
Product: klotho beta
Exons: 5
Coding region: 97-3159 (1020 amino acids)
Biological process (GO): fibroblast growth factor receptor signaling pathway; carbohydrate metabolic process
Molecular function (GO): fibroblast growth factor binding; fibroblast growth factor receptor binding; hydrolase activity, hydrolyzing O-glycosyl compounds
Source: RefSeq, a predicted model, not a curated record